Messenger RNA from Populus nigra (black poplar), 3524 nucleotides. Its product is annotated as pentatricopeptide repeat-containing protein At5g62370. The transcript has a single exon. Lineage: Eukaryota; Viridiplantae; Streptophyta; Magnoliopsida; Malpighiales; Salicaceae. The record is from RefSeq and is a predicted model, not a curated record. Bases 214 to 2208 code for a protein of 664 amino acids. Gene Ontology annotation, molecular function: protein binding.
UGGUCCAGAUCCACUUCAAACAAGUGUAACAGUUGUUCAUCAUCAUCAUCAUCAGCUCCUAAAACCCUAGACCCAGGCAGGCACAUACAUAUCUGAACUGGCUAAAACCCUACCAUCAUAUGCCCACUUCAUUUCGUGCAAAACCCACAAUACCCCCCCCCCCCUAGAUUUUCAAUCUUGACAUGAAAAUUCAGCCCCCCAGUUGAUCAGAACAUGAUAAAAAGGAGACCUUUUUGUCAUGCUCUCUACUUCAAACCCAAAAAAGGACCAAUCACUCCAACCUGUGCUGUCUCUUUAGACCCCCAACCAAUCCCAAAUGACCACACGUCCCUUUGCCAAUCCUUAGUUCAUGACCUUCUUCGCCGCGGUCUUUUGUCCUCUGCACAGCAAGUUGUUCAGAGAUUCAUUGCCAGCUCUCCAACAGUCCAUGAUGCAAUCUCCGCCGUCGAGUUUGCCUCCGCGAGUGGCAUGGACCUUGGCCCUGGAAUUUCUGGUGAACUUAUUAGGAAAUUGGUUGACUUGGGCCAUCCUUUAUCUGCGCAUGAGUUUUAUCAUGAUCUUGUGGUUGCUAGAGGUAUUGAGCCGGACUCGAAUAUUGUUAAUUCUCUCGUUAUUUGUUUGGCCAAGUUAGGGAAAUUAGAUGAUGCCGUAAAGCUUUUUGAUAGACAUAUUGGUAGUGGUGAUUGUGUGGUUAGUAAUGCUGCUUGUAGCACGAUUCUUAAAGGGUUUUACGAGCAAGAUAAGUUUGUGGAGGCAUUUGAUUAUUUUGUUACGAUCAGUGAUGCUAAUGUGAAAUUGGGUAUGUGGGCUUACAAUGUUUUGAUUGAUGGAUUGUGUCAACAAGGGUACGUGGGUGAAGCGAUAGAAGUGUUAGAUAUAAUGUGCAGAAUAACUGGGUUGCCGCCUACUCUGCAUAUGCUCAAGACAUUGUUUUAUGGGCUUUGCAAGAGAGGGUGGUCCAUCGAGGCAGAGUGGAUUUUUGAAGAGAUGGAGGCACAAGGUUUCUUUGUGGAUAAGGUGAUGUAUACUUCGCUGAUGAAUGCUUAUGGUAAGGAUAAGAAGAUGAAGAUGGCACUGAGGGUUUAUUUUAGGAUGCUGAAGAAUGGUUAUGACCCGGAUAUUUGUACUUGUAAUACUUUGAUUUAUGGAUUUUCAAAGAUGGGUUUGUUUGAUAAAGCGUGGGUGUUGUACAACCUGAUGAAUGACCUGGGGAUUCAGCCUAAUGAGGUCACUUAUAGUAUAAUGAUUCAUAAUUAUUGCAAGAAAGGGAAGUUGGAUUGUGCUAUGUCGCUUUUGAAUAGCAUGGCUCUCUGCAAUUUGACUCCUUGUGUGCAUUGUUAUACGCCUAUAAUGGUCACUCUUUAUAAGCUGAAUAGGUGUUUGGAAGUUGAUGAAUGGUGUGAAAGAAUGCUGGAAAGUGGAAUUGUUCCGGACCAUGUUUUGUUUUUUGUACUCAUGAAGAAUAAACCUAAGGGGCUUGGGUUUGAGCUUCAACUCUGUUUGUUGAUGUUGCAGGCAAUCGCCAAGAACGGGUGUGGGUUGGACUGUUCUUCACUCACAAAUUCUGAUAAGAUAAAUUCCACUCUGGCUUUGGAGCAAGAAAUUGAGCUACUUCUGAGAGAAAUUGCAAGAAGUGAUUUGAAUCUAGGUAAUGUGGCUGGUGGUUUCUAUGUUAGUGCCUUGUGUGAAGGUGGAAAGACAGAAUCUGCAUUGGAUUGCUUGGAAAAUAUGGUAAAUGCGGGAUGUGUUCCUUUGCUUUUCACUUUCAACUCUCUGAUCAAACGUCUAUUCCAGGACGGGCUUUCUGAGGAUGUCAAAUCUCUGAUUGAAAUUAUGCAAAACUGGGGCAUAUCUCCAAACUUGGAAACUUAUCUGAUAAUGGUAAAUGAAUACUGUAGACAAGAGGAUCUGGCAUUGGCUUUUGGUAUUUUGGAGCAGAUGGAGGAAAUGGGUCUGAAACCUAAUGUAGCUAUCUAUGACUGCAUUAUUGCUUGUCUAAGCCAACAGAGGAGAAUCUCUGAAGCCGAAACUCUUUUCUGCAGGAUGCUUGAGAAUGGUGUGGAUCCUGAUGAAGUUGCCUAUAUGACAAUGAUCAAUGCUUAUGCUAGGAAUGGAAAAGGUGUUAAAGCCCUCCAUUUGUUUGAGAUGAUGAUAAAGAAUGCCAUUCAGCCAAGUUCUUAUUCUUACACUGCACUGGUAGCGGGUUAGUGAAGAGAAAAAUGACUAUUGAGGGGUGCGUUUAUCUUUAAAAAAUGUUGGCAGAGGGUUUUGUGCCAAAUAUUGUCUUGUAUACCUUUCUUAUCAAUCAUUUUCUGAAGAUGGGAGAGUUUAAAUAUGCCUUCAGACUAAUUGAUUUGAUGUUUAGAAGUCAGAUCGAAGCUGACCUUGUCUUGCACAUUGCUUGGAUUAGUGGUGUUUGCAGAAAUAUCUUUGGCACCAAGAAAAGAUGGUACAUGACAAACAGAAUGUCUACAAGGGCUAGAAAACUGCUAUUUAAUUUGCUCCAUCAAAAAGUUUCCUUGCCUGGAGAAGAUGUUUUUAGUGUUUCUGCUUGUUUUUUAGGGAAUAAAAGACUUAGCAUUGAAGCUCAUGCGGAAAAUAAAAGAACAGGGUUUAUGCCCAACCUUUACCUCUAUAAUGUCACUGUCUCCGGAUUUUGCGGGGUAAAUUUGAUAGAGGAUGCUUACCAUCAACUUAGACUGAUGCAAGAAGAGGGUCUACUUCCAAAUGAAGUGACUUUCACAAUUCUCAUUGGUGCACAUGGCAGGGCUGGUGAAAUUGAUCGGGCUAUUGGAUUGUUUAAUAGGAUGAAUGCAGAUGGUUGCAGCACCCCUGACAGAUGUGCAUACAACACUUUACUGAAAUCACUUUGCAGGUCUGGUAGAGAAUUAGAUGCUUUAUCUCUUGUGCAUACAAUGAGCAAGAGGGGCUUCUUUCCAAACAGGCUGGCUUAUGAAAAAUCACACCAUUAUUUUUGUGCUGGUCACAUGAGCAUUCCUGCCUUCAGGAUAUUUGAAGAAAUGGUUGCUUGCAAUCUUGUGCCUUGUCUGUAUAGAUGUAACUUGCUGCUUUAUAUCUUAUGUGAAGAAAAGAAACUCCACGAAGCUUAUAGGGCGAGUGAUGUGAUGUUUGAGAGAGGAUUUCUACCCGACGAGUCAGUAAUGAGGUUUCUAGUUGAAACAUCUGAUAAACACCCCCUGCUUCUUGUGAUCCAUGUUCUGAACAAAUAUGAACAGCCCGCUCUUUCUCAGUAGAUUUCGACUUUCACCAGUCUCUCACAAGUCUGCAGAAAUACUCUUUAUGGCUCUGCUUGCUUUGAUCCACCUUGGUCACUUUUCAAGUUUCUGUUCGCAGGAGAUCCCACUGUCUCCUAUGAAAUCACAAUCUCUUACAGCAGUUCCUGCUCUCUGGGAGUUCACCAUCAGGUUUUCUUUUAUCUUUCCUUCUUCCUGUAGACUCGACCUCCUUCUCUCUGGGUCAUGCACUGACUGGUAGAAUAUUUAUAAAGUUACCUUUUUGUUGAA